CACACUUCCAAGCACACUAUCAUUGACUCUCUCUCUCAUUAGAGCGCACGCAAGCGUACAUACACUCACAUUAUACUCACAGGGGUUACCUGCUGGAUCAAUAUAUAAGAACAGGGGAGUGUGGUACUUUGGCUCCUUAUCCCCUGUUACAACAAUCAACAAGCAGAAUGGCAGAGGAGUACUUUGGAUUUUCCUGGGUCCGUAAUAUAGAAAGAAGCAACAAUGCGACCGUGGCCAUAAACAACCCAGCUGAUAUUUCAGUGAUUGUGAUCUACUUUCUGGUAGUCCUGGCUGUUGGAAUAUGGGCGAUGCUAAGCACCAACCGUGGGACGGUGGGCGGGUUCUUUCUGGCAGGACGCAGCAUGGUGUGGUGGCCGAUUGGCGCAUCCCUCUUUGCCAGUAACAUCGGUAGUGGCCACUUUGUGGGACUGGCUGGGACUGGCGCUGCCGCUGGAAUCGCCAUUGGGGGAUUUGAGUGGAACGCUCUUGUGGUGGUGAUAAUCCUGGGAUGGAUUUUCGUGCCCAUCUACAUUAAGGCUGGGGUUGUAACAAUGCCUGAGUACCUGAAGAAGCGCUUUGGGGGACAACGCAUACGCAUCUACCUCUCAGUACUUUCCCUGCUCCUAUACGUCUUCACCAAGAUCUCUGCGGACAUGUUCUCUGGGGCAAUAUUCAUCAACCAGGCCCUGGGGCUGAACAUUUAUCUGGCGGUCAUUCUGCUGCUGCUGAUCACCGCUCUCUACACUGUCACAGGAGGCCUGGCUGCUGUCAUAUAUACAGACACCCUGCAGACGAUCAUCAUGGUGGUGGGCUCCUUCAUCCUCAUGGGCUUCGCUUUCACUGAGGUCGGGGGUUAUGACAAUUUUGUGAAAAAGUACAUGGAGGCCAUCCCUACGGUUAUCAAUCCCAACAUCAGCGAACGUUGCUACACCCCGAGACCGGACGCCUUCCACAUCUUCCGAGACCCCCUCACUGGAGAUAUGCCCUGGCCUGGCCUGAUCUUUGGCCUCACAAUCCUGGCUACGUGGUACUGGUGUACUGAUCAGGUCAUUGUGCAACGCUGUCUGUCUGCUAAGAAUAUGUCCCACGUGAAGGCUGGCUGCAUCAUGUGUGGCUACUUGAAGCUGCUGCCUAUGUUUCUGAUGGUGUUCCCUGGCAUGAUCAGCAGGAUUCUGUACACAGAUGUGGUGGCCUGUGUGGUCCCAGAGGAGUGCCAGAAAUACUGUCAAGCCAGUGUGGGAUGCAGCAACAUUGCCUACCCUAAGCUGGUGGUGGACCUCAUGCCACAAGGUCUUAGAGGAUUGAUGCUGUCUGUGAUGUUGGCAUCUCUUAUGAGUUCACUGACCUCAAUCUUCAACAGUGCCAGCACCCUCUUCACCAUGGACAUCUACACCAAAAUUCGCCGCUCUGCCUCUGAGAGAGAGCUGAUGAUCGCUGGCAGGCUGUUUAUCCUGGCACUGAUCGGGGUGAGCAUCGCCUGGAUUCCCAUUGUUCAGACAGCCCAGAGCGGCCAGCUCUUUGACUACAUCCAGUCCAUUACCAGCUACCUUGGCCCACCCAUUGCUUCAGUUUUCCUGCUUGCCAUAUUCUGCAAGCGUGUCAAUGAGCCGGGCGCAUUCUAUGGGUUGGUGAUUGGAUUGGUCGUUGGACUGGUGCGAAUGAUUGCAGAGUUUGCCUUCGGAACUGGCAGCUGUGUCAAUCCCAGCAACUGCCCCAAAAUAAUCUGUGGCGUGCACUAUCUCUACUUUGCUCUUCUGCUGUUUGGACUCACCUGCCUGUUGGUGCUGGGAAUCUCCCUAAUGACCAAGCCCAUUGAUGACAAGCAUCUGUACCGGCUAUGCUGGAGUCUCAGGAACAGCACUGAGGAGAGGGUGGACCUCGAGGCCGACGACUGGACUGGACAGGCAGACUCCCACAGCCUGGAUGUGGAAGAGCCCUCUGAGGACCAGGGCUUCUGCAAGAAAGCCUACAACUGGUUCUGUGGCUUCGAGCAGAGCAAAGCCCCAAAGCUGAGUCCCGAGGAGCAGGCUGAGAUGCAGAAGAAGCUGACAGACACGUCGGAGCGCCCCCUGUGGAGGAAUGUGGUCAAUGCCAACGCCAUCAUCCUCCUGGCAGUGGCAGUGUUCUUCCAUGGCUUCUAUGGCUAGCCUAUGUCCUUACUUUUGCUAUCAAUGGGUCUCGUAGCAACACUAUCUUGUAUUAUUCUCCAGAUAAUGAAGUUAACUGAAAUAACUGUAAAGGAAUAACUGAAAAGGAAUCCGGAUUCAUGGUUCUGAUCAUCUAAUGCAGGAGUAAACUGCUCUGUACAGUGCUACAGUGCUAAGAUAUACAUCUGUCUCCAUAUUUUUUCCCCAAAAAAGCUUGUAACUCCUUUUCAAAGACUUCAGUUAGAAGGCCAGUGUAACUUCUCCUGUCUUAUCUUACAAAAGAGUUUUCUCAGCUUGCAGUGCGUUUAAAGUAUCCCUUUCACACAGAGGUGCUAAUGGUAUUUUCUGGUUUUCAUGUUUCACCAGUAGCUUGGGAGCUAAAAUAUGCACAGUGACUACAUAUUAUUCAAACAAUACCUCCCAAGUGAUUUUACUGAGUAAAGUUUGUCCUUAGAAACACUUUCUGCUGAUGUUUAUUUAUUUGUAUUAACAUGCCAUAAACUAUGUCAUAAACCACUUCUUUCUUAUUUUGGAAAUAAAUGCCGGAAACAUUGUGGAAUAGAGUAAAGCGACAAUAAGAGAAAAUUG
This is a messenger RNA of Megalops cyprinoides (Indo-Pacific tarpon), 2735 nucleotides long. It is a transcript of the gene slc5a1, whose product is annotated as solute carrier family 5 member 1. Gene Ontology annotation, biological process: transmembrane transport; sodium ion transport. Gene Ontology annotation, molecular function: D-glucose:sodium symporter activity. Gene Ontology annotation, cellular component: plasma membrane. NCBI's taxonomy places the organism in Eukaryota, Metazoa, Chordata, Actinopteri, Elopiformes, Megalopidae. The record is from RefSeq and is a predicted model, not a curated record. Bases 168 to 2147 code for a protein of 659 amino acids. The transcript has 15 exons.